Neoarius graeffei (lesser salmon catfish) is the source of this 2396-nucleotide messenger RNA. It is a transcript of the gene parp6b, whose product is annotated as poly (ADP-ribose) polymerase family, member 6b. The record is from RefSeq and is a predicted model, not a curated record. Gene Ontology annotation, molecular function: protein serine/threonine kinase activator activity; NAD+ poly-ADP-ribosyltransferase activity; kinase binding. Gene Ontology annotation, cellular component: intracellular anatomical structure; membrane; nuclear envelope. Bases 48 to 1964 code for a protein of 638 amino acids. The transcript is spliced from 22 exons. Gene Ontology annotation, biological process: endoplasmic reticulum unfolded protein response. NCBI's taxonomy places the organism in Eukaryota, Metazoa, Chordata, Actinopteri, Siluriformes, Ariidae.
ACUGGAAUGGAAAGGAAGGGUAACAAAAAAUCACUGGAGCUAAAUCUAUGAUCAGCAUGAGUGUCAGCGAGCAGUGCUGGAGUGAUGAGGAAUCAGAUGGGGACAGUGACUGUGAAAACAUCAUCUAUGGAGCACAGGGUAAUUAUGCUGCUGAUCUGUAUUGCCACCCACAAUUGGACACAGAUGUUGGAGCGGUGAAGGAUAUCUACUCUGACAGCGCUGUUGGUGUAAGGGAGUAUGAGGCAAUUGAUGAUGUGGACAUUGACUUGCACAUCAACAUCAGCUUUUUAGAUGAGGAGGUAGCCUCAGCAUGGAAAGUCAACAGGACGGAACCUAUUGUUCUACGCCUUCGAUUUUCUUUGUCUCAAUACUUGGAUGGACCAGCGCCAACAGUGGAAGUGUUCCAGCCUUCCUGUAAAGAUAGCUUCAGUGUUGGCAUACAGCUCAAGAGAAUUCUUAGCACAUUCAUAUCAAAUCAGUGGAAACACCUCAGCAAUGAAUUUUUGAGAACUCAGCAGAAGAAGAGACAUAGCUGGUUCAAAGCUGGAGGAACAAUCAAGAAAUUCCGGGCUGGCCUCAGCAUCUUCACACCAAUAGCCAAGUGUCCCAAUGUACCUCUGAUCCAGGGCCCUGGAGAGAAGGGGAGGACAUCAGGACCUGAGCCAAGAGUGAGCCGCCUUAUGAGCCGCAGUGUCUCGUGUACUAUGAAGAUGCCAAAAGGAGACUUACUCACGUAUGCUCCCAACGGACAGAAUGUGGCAGUCCCUGGCUCCAGAUCCACAGUUCAGAUCACCACCAAGCAGCUUAUUGAGCUGUUUUUCUCUUCACAAGCUCUACUACACUGCAAAAGUAUUCCUACUCUGGAAUAUGGUUUUCUUGUGCAGAUUAUGAAGUACUCAGAACAGAGAAUACCCACCCUGAAUGAGUACUGUGUGGUCUGUGAUGAGCAGCAUGUCUUUCAGAAUGGCUCCAUGCUCAAGCCAGCAGUGUGUACAAGAGAGCUGUGUGUGUUCUCCUUCUACACACUGGGAGUUAUGUCGGGGGCGGUUGAAGAUGUGGCAACAGGAGCCGAGGUGGUUGAUUUGCUGGUAGCAAUGUGCAGAGCUGCUCUGGAGUCAUCUCGUAAAAGUAUUAUAUUUGAUCCCUAUCCAUCAGUGGUUGAUCCUUUUGAUCCCAAGGCUUUGGCCUUUAACCCGAAGAAACGAAGCUAUGAUAGGCUGCAAAAAGCACUGGACAGCAUCAUGUCAAUAAGAGAAAUAACACAAGGCUCAUACGUAGAGAUAAAGAAACAGAUGGACAAAUUGGAUCCGCUUGCACAUCCUCUGUUACAGUGGAUUAUAUCCAGCAAUCGAUCUCAUAUUGUCAAGCUGCCUUUAAGCAGGCAACUCAAGUUCAUGCACACUACCCACCAGUUUUUGUUGCUCAGUAGCCCUCCAGCUAAAGAGGCUCGAUUCCGCACAGCUAGGAAACUAUAUGGCAGCACAUUUGCCUUUCAUGGUUCCCAUAUAGAAAACUGGCACUCUAUUCUACGAAAUGGACUAGUUAACGCCUCCUACACAAAGCUGCAGCUGCAUGGGGCAGCCUAUGGGAAGGGCAUCUACCUCAGUCCCAUCUCCAGCAUCUCUUUUGGAUACUCAGGGAUGGGUAAAGGACAGCACCACAUGCCCUCAAAGGAGGAGCUAGUACAUCAUUAUAACAGAGUCAACACCAUCUCACAGAGUCUCCCAGUGCAGUCGAGGUUUCUUCAGAGUCGGAAUCUCAACUGUGUCGCUCUUUGUGAGGUAAUCACAUCCAAAGAGCUCCAGAAACAUGGAAAUAUUUGGGUGUGUCCAGCGCCUGACCAUGUCUGCACACGCUUCUUUUUUGUGUAUGAGGAUGGUCAGGUGGGAGAUGCAAACAUUAACACGCAGGAUGUUCGAAUUCAGAGAGAGAUCUUGCGGGUGAUUGGGACACAAUCAAAUUGAACAUCAUGAUUUGACUCUGAAAAACUGAGGAAAGAUAGAAUUAACCCUGCAGUGGGUUAUUGUCAUGCCUCUGAUCGCUGUUGCCAAAUUAUAAAGUGGUUAUGAUGAAGGGAACUUUUUACAUUUUUUUAAUAAGGUUGUUUUUAACCUGUUUUUUUAGCACAUUCCACCUUUCUGUGUUCCUGUGUGUGUGUGUGUGUGUGUGUGUGUGCGCGCUUUUUUUAAUCUUGACAGCAUUCCUCUGAUUACCAAUAUAUUAAAAAAUACCUCCCAUGUGUCCAAUUAGGGUCUCUGUUGCCACAUUCAGGAACUGUCAAUGUUAAUGAGCAGGUCCAAUUUAUUUGUUGUCCCAUGAUUCUGAAAACACAUUUCUAACACUGAAGUUGUUGUUCUUAGAUGAAAAAGGUGCUACAUUAGAUGUCAGCAUAAAAG